AUGAGGAUUAAGCCAAGAACGAAUAUGCUCUCUGUUCGUAUUGUUAUCACAGAUCAUUAUUUAGCAGAGGCUAAUCCCGAAUUUGAUCCAAAACAAUCCGAAUUACUUCGUCAUGAUGUGAAACGUGUGCCAGUAAUCCGAAUAUUUGGUCCGAACCAAGAUGGCAAAAAAGUUUGUCUUCAUCUUCAUGGUGUAUUUCCAUAUUUACUAAUUAAAUGUACAAAUGAUGAUAUUCGUUAUGCCCAUCAAUUGGCUCAUAGUCUUGAUAAAGCGAUUAAUUUAUCAUAUGGAAAUGGUGACUCACAAGCCCAACAUGUCCAUGAUAUUGACCUUAUUCAACUCUUGCCAAUCUAUGGUUAUCAUGAAAAGAAGGAAACGUUUUGGAAAAUAUAUUUUUAUAAUCCACAAGUAAUUCGAAAAGCAUCUGAUCUUUUGUUAGGUGGUGCAGUUAUGAAUCAAUCAUUCCAGCCACACGAAGCCCAUGUACCACUCAAUUUACAAUUUUUCAUUGAUUAUAAUUUAUAUGGUAUGAAUUUUAUUCUAUUUCGUUAUGGAAAAUUAAGAAAAUCAUCACAAACGAGACAGGGUAUUUCAAAUCCGGGAUUGCAAGCCCUUUGGGAUGGAGAAAGAUCAAGACGUCAAAAAGAAAAACUUCAUCAACCUCUGACACCACCAACAUCACCGGAACGUCCAAAUGCAAAUCCGUUUGACGCCGAAAUCAAGAAUCGCGAAAAAUUAAAAGUAUUUGUUUCAAAAAGAGCGAAAAAGCCGUUGAUUUUAUCAAAUGAACAAGAAUCAACCGUAAAGAUAGAUCGAGAUGAAGCCACUGCCACUGUGGAUAUUGUUCAAAUACAAAGAAUCAAUUCAAAUAGUCAGCAUGCAGCGUUAUUAGCUGAUGAAAAUUCACCUCAGAAUGCCGAUAUCGAUCGUUUAGCUGAUCUAUUAGCUGAUCUUGAUGAUUCACAGGCAGUAGAAAAUGACAGUAUACUCGCAGUUAAUACGAAAACGAUCGAACAUAUUGCUGAUGAAGACGAAUUAAUUGAUGAUGAGCAACCGCAGAGAUCACUAAGUUCAAGAUCAACUACAUUGAAAAGAAAAUUAUCGAAUGAAGAUACAGUGGAACCACCUUAUAUUCCUGCAAUAGCUGAAGUAUUAAAUGGUGAUGUCGACUACAAAUUGUCAGAUGAUAUAUUAGUACAACAAAUCACAGUGGAUGGAACCAAUGGUUCUGAUAAGAUGGAAGAAGAGCGAAUAAAAAAUCAGAAAAUUGCGUUAGAAAAAUUUUUUGUCAAUGGACAAGAAACGAAAGUAGAUUAUUGCUGGUUAGAAACAUGUCAAAGACCACCAAAGAAAAAAUUAAGUGCUUAUAGUCGAAAAAAAGCAACAAAUAUUGUUUGUCAAGAUAUCGAAGACGAAACAGAACGAGUGAAAAUGUUCUCUGCAAUUCCAGAAUAUGUCUCAAAACACUCUCACUGUCAUUUUGAUUCGACAGAAUCAAAUAAUGCCUAUACCAUGCCUCAUAAUGAUCGAAUUACACAAUGGUAUGAACCGUUGUUACAACCACCCCAUCCAAAAUAUUAUAGACAAAUGAACAUCAAGAACAAAAUUGAUUUGAACAACGCAUCAUUAUUAAACGAAAAUAAUACACAAAUUUUGGAUGAUUCAUGGAAUGAUAUAUCAUUUGCACUAGAAACACAAGACAAAGACAGUGAUUCAGGUCAAUCUUUCUCUCAACAGAAAAAACUCAAUACAAGUCUAUCAUCCACAUCUCAACGAUAUCGUCGUUCAUCAUCAACAACAAGUGUUCAACAACAGAAAACAGGCGUUCAUCAACCACGAUGUUUUCGUUCAUUAUUGUCUGAACGUAUACAAAAACAUAGAAAGAAAAAAAGCUUAAAACGAUCACGAAAACAAAUUCAAACAAAUUUAGAAUCAAGUUAUUUAUCAUUGACUUGUUCACUACCUUUACGUAAUGAACCAAAAUCACGUACAAAUUUAUUUCAUAAACAAUCUACAAUUACAAAUGCAUUUUUGCGAAAAUUUGCAGCUAAACCGAUUUGUUCAAGAAAUUUAUCAGUGAUAGAUCAAGCAACAUUAAAUAAUAGUCAUGGUUUUCGUAUAGAUCAAUUUAAUAUGGAUGAUUUAUUACAUGAAUGUCAAUAUUUAACAAUUUUAUCAUUUGAAUUACUAUGUAAAACAGAAGAACAAUUUGCUUAUUUAUUAGAAAAAGAUGAAAUAUGUUGUAUAUUUUUUACAGUGUCUAAUGAAACAAUGUCCGGAUGGCAAUGUGAAACAUGUGCUCUAAUUUGUGAUAAAUAUUUUUAUCAUGAUGAUCCAGUAUCAAUAUUAAAAACAUUUAACCAAGAUAAACAUUCCAUUGAAUUAUUUUCUAAUGAAAAAGAUUUAAUAUUGAAAUUUAUAACAAUUGUUGAACAAUACGAUCCAGAUAUAUUGACAUGUUAUGAUAUAAAGCUAGGAUUAAACUAUUUAAUAAAACGUGCAUAUCAAAAAUAUAAUUUCGAUUUAUUAAGCCAAUUAAGUCGUAUACCAAAGCAAAAAGAAAAUUCUCAUCGUAUAAGAACACAAAUGCAAGCAGAUGGUACAGAAUUACCAGUUAUUGCAGGUCGAAUACUAUUAGAUUUAUGGAAAAUAUUACGAAGUGAAGUAACAUUAAAUGUUUAUACUUUUGAAAAUGUUGUUUAUCAUGUAUUACAUGAAAGAAUACCAAAAUAUAAUUUAGAUUUAUUAUCAAAAUGGUUUACUGGUCAAAAUAAUACAAAUGAUCGGUUUAUUGAAUCCUAUGGUUUACGCAAUAUAUCGUGUUUACUCGACUAUUUUUGGACACGAACAGUUGGAAAUUUUCGUCUGUUAUAUCAAUUAGAUUUACUAAAUAAAACAUCAGAAUUUGCUCGUGUAUAUGGUAUUGAAUUUUAUCAAGUUUUAUCACGUGGCAGUCAAUAUCGUGUUGAAUCAAUGAUGAUUCGUUUAGCCAAAUGUUUAUCUUAUGUCACUGUAACACCAGAUAAUUAUCAACGUUUGCAUAUGCGUGCACCUGAAUGUAUCCCUCUUACAUUAGAACCAUUGUCAAAUAUUUAUUUUUCUCCUAUAGCUGUACUUGAUUUUCAAUCAUUAUAUCCAUCAAUAAUUAUUGCUUAUAAUUUAUGUUUUUCAACGUGUCUUGGUCGUAUUGAUCAAUUAAAUAAACAAGGACCAUUUAAAUUUGGUUGUACAUCAUUGACAAUUUCAGAUGAAAUAUUAGAUAAAAUUGAUUUUGAUAAUGAUCUCUUUUGUUCACCUAAUGGAUGUGCAUUUGUAUUGCCACAUAUUCGUCGUGGAAUAUUACCAAUUAUGUUAGAAGAAAUAUUAUCAACAAGAGUCAUGAUUAAAAGUACAAUGAAAUUAAUUAAACAAAAUUCAACAUUAUACCGAAUAUUAGAUGCAAGACAAUUAUGUUUAAAACUGAUUGCGAAUGUUACUUUUGGUUAUACAUCAGCAAAUUAUAGCGGCCGAAUGCCUGCAGUUGAGCUUGGCGAUACAAUUGUUCAUACUGCACGUACUGUACUUGGAAGAGCCAUAGAUUUUGUUAAAACAAAUCCAAAAUUUGGUGGCAGAGUCGUAUAUGGUGAUACAGUAAGUAAACUAGAUUCUUUAUAAAAUCGGGCACAUCAAGUGAGAAAAAAGCAGCACUCAGUACUGAGAAGGUACUUGGGAACGAUAAAUCAGCUCAUACUUGUUUUAGUCUUACAGCAAUUAUUGUCGCUUUCUGAAACUCAAGAUGACGUGCAGUCUAGAGAUCAAAUUUGUGCCGGCGCAAUAAUUUUCUUAUUUCUGCUUUUUUUUCUUUUGAUAUCUAUGUUUGUCGUCAUCAUUCUUUAGAAAUAACCCAUGUGAGAUAGAAUAUUUUAAGUUAUUCUAUAAAUCAAAUGAAAUCAUUAACUUCUUUGCUUAAGGGGGGGGGGGGGGGGGGGGGGGGGGGGGGGGGGGGGGGGGGGGGGGGGGGGGGGGGGGGGGGGGGGGGGGGGGGGGGGGGGGGGGGGGGGGGG
Didymodactylos carnosus is the source of this 4043-nucleotide messenger RNA. NCBI's taxonomy places the organism in Eukaryota, Metazoa, Rotifera, Eurotatoria, Philodinida, Philodinidae. The record is from the annotation of a GenBank genome assembly.